Molecule: messenger RNA, 1092 nt
Organism: Prunus armeniaca (apricot)
Lineage: Eukaryota; Viridiplantae; Streptophyta; Magnoliopsida; Rosales; Rosaceae
Source: the annotation of a GenBank genome assembly
AUGGUGUCUACUCAGUUUCAUGCUCGGGUCAAAGUAUUCCGGACUAAUAACGGAGGUGAAUAUGCGAAUAACACUUUGGCAUCUUUCUUCCUUGCUCAAGGUAUUAUUCACCAAAUGACCACCCCAUUUACUCCUCAGCAGAAUGGUGUGUCUGAACGCAAGAAUCGUCAGUUACUUGAAGUUGGCCGCUCCCUUGUGUUGGAUAUGUCUGUUCCCCAUCAUCUUUGGAGGUAUGCUGUUUUAUCUGCUGCAUAUUUGAUUAAUCGUACUCCUAACAGGAUUCUUGAUUUCAAGACUCCACAUGAUGUGUUUGGUGACCAUGUUUCCCCUGUCUCAGUCUCCAAGUUGCCCCCUAAAAUGUUUGGGUGUGUUUCCUAUGGGGAGAAGGGGAGUGAAUUGGAGAGUCUUAGAUUGGAGAAUGAUGUGAUUGAAGAUACUGCUAUCAAGAAGGAAACGACCUAUCGCACUGAAGCAAGUGACCGGUUGCCUAUAUCUGGAGAUGAAGUAGGUGCUCUCGGUGUCGAAACAACCGGUCACACUGAAGCAAGUGAUCAGUUGCCCAUAUAUGAAAAUAAUGACAGUGAUUCUUGUAUGGAUGAGUUCGAUGCAAUACCCCCCUCUGCCCUACUAGUGCCCCAAUCUACUCGUGAUAGUGAACCAAGUGAGUUACCCCCACAAACCACUCAUGGGAAACCUAAAGUACAAUAUUUUCCUGAUAUACAUGCCAAGUCUAAAUAUCCCAUUAGCCAUUAUGUGUCAACUAAUCGCUUGUCUAAGUCAUAUGCAUCAUAUUUGUCUCAAUUAUCUAGUGUAUGUGUGCCAACUAAGCUGCAUGAUGCUUUAUCUAACCCCUGUUUGUGCCUAAUAAAUCAUGGUCAUGAACUGAUUGAAGGGACUUCCCUUCGGCCUUGGCGCCUAUCGUUUCGUCAGGCAUUUCGCCGUCCUAAGAGCAGAAGGAAAGCUGCAAAGGUAGAAUCCCCUUGGCCUCGCGACCGCAGUUUUGAAGGCCGAGGCCGAAGGCCGCAAAAGACACGGUAUGAAAAAGCCGUGGUUGGAACGCCACGUGGCCUCAGGGCCCCACGCUCUAUUUAA